Pecten maximus is the source of this 2322-nucleotide messenger RNA. RefSeq lists its product as uncharacterized. The transcript has 4 exons. Bases 118 to 999 code for a protein of 293 amino acids. Lineage: Eukaryota; Metazoa; Mollusca; Bivalvia; Pectinida; Pectinidae. The record is from RefSeq and is a predicted model, not a curated record.
GUAGGUUGCGUAGAGACGAUCUUUAUCAACAAUAUGGCGGCAAAUUGAUCGCUGGUGUGUGGAGUGUUAGUCAUGAAGUCCAGCCAGUUGUUGAUCAGCCUUUAAACGAACAUCAAUAUGACACUGUAUAUGCCACCGAUUGCCCGAAAAAAGAGGGUGUCCGGGCAUUAUAAUCCUGAUUCAUUCCGCGUUAUAAGUGGAGAUGCUGAGGAACUGCACCCUAAAUUUACAACAACAUCAUCAGAAGCGGCAGAUUUUAGGAGAGAAACUCCAGCAGGUGGAUUGACACUUCCAAACAUUUAUAACAGACAGACUGAAGUUUUACCAAAGUCGGUACCUGAUUACAGGGUAAAUCGGCCACAUCCAGGCAGUUGUGGAUUUUUAAGACAUAAUGUCCGAGUUUUAAAUGAACCUGUCUGUAGUGUGUACACAGCUUCAUCACAUGAUGAACAGAAUCUAUGGUGGCCUUCUAGGACAUCAAAUGAACCUCUGAAUGUUCCUCCUAAAACUAAGGACACCGUAUACAGAGGAGACUACAUGCAGGAUGGUGACAGAAUACAAAGCAGUGGUUCAACGAGGCAUAGUGCAAAUCUUCACAGGGAACCUGCCCUGGGAACAGUACCUGUGAACUUCUUACCAGCCAGAGAUGAAAACAAACGAUUUUUCAAAGAGAAGAUCUCAUACGAACAUCAGUACAAUAGUCGUCUGGAACCCAACUAUCCAAUCAGAGCCAAGCGCCAUGGCAGCUUUGUGUGGGAACAAAUGUCCAAUGCUGAGUCACAACAUAUGAUUGACGAGCAGACGACACUGAACGAGUUGGAACGCAAGGAGAGCGCCCAGUCUCAAACCCAUCCCCGCCCAAUCAGUAAUACGACUAGUUCCUCAGCUCCGCCUCCUCGACCAACCCAACCAGAUCCACCUACUGAAGUCGUACCUGAAAAGAAAACUGUUACAUUCCAGUCUCCUAUAGACAAAGAAAAUGAAAAAGUUCAGAAAUAAUGACUGUUGUUUAUAUUAGAAGACACACAAAUUUCAUAUUUGAAUAGAAAAAAAAUUAGAUAAAAAAAGUAAACUUGUGAUAAAACCAGUUACUAGAAAAAUUAUGAUUUCAAUUUUAUAUUGAUAAUUGCACACUUGUCUUUAUGGCAUAAAAAUAAUACUUAGUCAUGCACAUAUAUUAAAUUCUACAUGUUUUAGUAAUAUCAUAAAAAGCUUUAGCACAUAGGUCAAGAUGGUUAUGUUAUGAAGUAGAGUAUUCACAAGGUUUUGGUAGAAAGAGAUACAACUUCAAUAUGCGAUGAAUGAAAUGUAUCAUAUUCAAGAAUUUUUCUAUUUUUUUUUUUUUGUCAUCUCAUCCUUAUUACAUCAUCUCACAUAAUCGGAUAUAACCAGAUAUUUUAAUGUUGAAACUCAUCCAGUUGUGGAAUCAUUCUCCUUGGUACUGACCGCCACCGUAACUUUUGAAGAUACUGGAUACCAAAUUUUAUAAAAUCAGUAUUUUAUUGUUGAAAAUAGAAAGCUGUUUAUAGCCUAAUAUAUAGGUCAUCAGUACCUAGAGUGGCAACAAGACCCUUAUCCAGAGAUCUUGACCAACAAACUUUAAACCUUGAAGCAAAUUUUUGUUUCUGGUAAUACUUCUUAAUUAUAUGACGUACAUGUUAGUCAUAUGCACUGUUAUAAUUAAAGCAUUUUGCAUGGUAUUAAUGAGACCAACCAGUAUUGAAGGAAUAAAGGGUGCCCAAAGACAUAAUAUAUGUAAAUUUACCCUGUUACAAGGUUGUUUAUGUACAUGGCAUAUUUUUUAUAUUCAGUAGUAUUCAGAUAUUUUCCUAUUUUUUACAAUUUUUCAUUAUCAUACAAGCUGUAAUUAUCUUCAUUCUCACAGAUUCCAAUACCCUAUAGAUUUUUUCCUGAAAAAAUAGGGCAUGCUGAAUAAAUAGAUAUUUUUAUAAUUUAUGGGCAAGAGAAUUGUUGAAAAUGAAGACUGUGACAGCAGCUAGUCCCGAAAUAUCGCUUUAUAUACCAGUCUGUGCCUUUCUCAGUCUUUUGUAAACUGUAUUUUAUAUAGCAUUUUUAUUUUGUUAUUCUUACAUACAUUUAAUUUUGUAUCAACUUUUGUUUUUAAUACUGAAUUUUAUUUUUCUUAAAUAUGUAUAUGUGAGCACCUCCCCUGUGAUAACCGUCUGCUACUGUAUGUGAUGUAGCGUUAGAGUUUGUUUUGCGUUCAAUAUACCUGUUGUAAUCAGGGCUUUCAAUCUGACUGCAUAUAGUUCACCUGUUAAUAUUUUUAUAAUAAAUUCAUUAACAUUUCUAUGAAAUAGA